This is a messenger RNA of Pelodiscus sinensis (Chinese soft-shelled turtle), 4675 nucleotides long. It is a transcript of the gene KCTD2, whose product is annotated as potassium channel tetramerization domain containing 2. Gene Ontology annotation, molecular function: cullin family protein binding. Gene Ontology annotation, cellular component: Cul3-RING ubiquitin ligase complex; cytoplasm. The record is from RefSeq and is a predicted model, not a curated record. Lineage: Eukaryota; Metazoa; Chordata; Testudines; Trionychidae. Gene Ontology annotation, biological process: proteasome-mediated ubiquitin-dependent protein catabolic process; protein homooligomerization.
ACUCCGGAAGUAAUAUUCCGCGCUUCCUCAGGGAUUGCCUAUUCUAAUACAUUCCCGGGUUUUUCUUUCCCGACGCGCACCUCGGCAUCCCCCCUUUGACAUAGAGUAGCUGUCGGUUUGUGUGCGCCGCGGGAGGGAUUUGGUGUGACCCGGCGGUCGCUGUUGACCCGGAAGUCAACUCCAGCCCUUCCUGGGAGGCGGGGGUUCGGUGUGAGGGAGGCGAUGGCUGCUGGGCGCAGGAUCCAGCUCUCCCCCCAGCGCUGAGCGAGGGUGGCUGCCCUCGCCUGGGACGCCACACGCAGUUGAGGUCCAGGAUGGCGGAGCUGAUGGCGGUGGGGGAUGGGCCGCCGCGGGGGCGUACGCCCAGGCCAGUGGUGGGGGGGAAGGGGGGCAUCCCGGUUCCCCCCGGGCCGCCGAGCCCCCGCCUGCCCGGGCCAGCCAGUUCCGGAGGGGGGCUGUCCCCGCGUAGCUCCGAGCCGCCCGUCCCGGACAGACCUGGCUCUGGCUCCAAGUGGAUCCGGCUCAAUGUGGGCGGCACAUACUUCGUGAGCACCCGACAGACCCUGUGUCGCGAGCCCAAGUCCUUCCUGUGCCGUCUCUGCUGCCAGGACGGGCCCGAGCUGGGCUCGGACAAGGAUGAGACGGGGGCAUAUCUCAUUGACAGGGAUCCCACUUAUUUUGGUCCGAUCCUGAACUACCUCCGACAUGGAAAACUCAUAUUAAACAAAGAGCUGGCAGAAGAAGGGGUACUGGAAGAAGCUGAGUUUUACAAUAUUGCAUCCCUUGUGCGUCUGGUGAAGGAGCGGAUACGGGACAAUGAGAACAGAACCUCUCAAGGGCCUGUGAAACAUGUGUAUAGAGUCCUGCAGUGCCAAGAGGAAGAACUCACACAGAUGGUUUCCACUAUGUCUGAUGGAUGGAAAUUUGAACAGCUAAUCAGCAUCGGAUCUUCCUAUAACUAUGGCAAUGAGGACCAGGCAGAAUUCCUCUGUGUCGUCUCCAGGGAGCUCAAUAACUCUACCAAUGGCAUUGUCAUCGAACCUAGCGAGAAGGCAAAGAUUCUUCAGGAGCGAGGAUCCCGGAUGUGAUCCACAUGUCUGGUUCUGUUAUACUUUGAGAUGUCAAAAGGGCAAUCUAGCUGGGCAGAGCAUUUCUCCGCAGUUCAGCCUUGCUCUUGUACAGUAACCGAGCUAACGCAAAGCAAAGCUGAGCCUGUCCUGCCAACAGAGAAUAAUUCUGGUCAAAACCAAAGGCUUCCCUCUAAUCCCAGGAAACAAAGGAAAGAAGAGACUCUUCCAGUCGGAUAGUCCCUUUUCCAAAUGUUUUGUUUUGUUUUUUUGGUCGGCGCUGUAUUGAAUUUUUCCAACAAUGGCUGGGCUAGAUUCCCUGUCAGAGCCUUUAUGAGGGUUGCUUGUGUCCAUGAGCCCUUGUAGUCAGCCCAACUUGCCAUGGGCUGGAAUAGGUGAAAGAGGAUUUGUAUUAGAGCUGUGCCAUUUUGCGUGCCCAGGCUUAUCAAAUAGGAAACUUGGAAGAUACCCUCCAGUGUUCCUCCCCACCAGUUGGCCCCAUACAAAUCAGUUGAAGAGGGUUUAGAAGUGAGUGUCAAAAACCAAGAACUUUGUCUCUUUUUUUUUUUUUUUAAAUACUGAAACUCUUUCAUUCUUGUUUGUAUUUGUCAAGUUCCUGAGCACUGAGUUAGAUACAAAAGAAGUCUAGUGGGGAGAGGACUUGUGUUUCUGUCUAAUGUGGGUCUUGGAGGGGGUCUACUGCUGGCACUAUUUAAUGUGGGCUCUUGGCAUAUCCCAAAGCCCAUUGCUCUUCACGCAUAUUUAAAAAUCUACAUUGGCCCAUGCUAGUGACAGAGUAAAUGGUUCUGUCCUUUAUUCUCUCCAGGUUGGAUGAGAGUGGUGACAGGGAUCCUGUCCCACUUCCCUUCCAGUCCCUUGCCAUAGAUCUAUUUUAGCCUGGCAUGACAUUACUUGAUUUACCAAGAUUAGGGACUUGUUGCUCCCACGUUCAGCUUUGCCUUGUUUGUCUCCAGCAGCACGGACUCCCUUGAUCUACUACUGUCUUCUCCCAGCAGGAGGAGUUAGGGGAGGCUUUAUUUUGUACUGUAGAAGCAGGUAGGUUUGUUUUAAAUCCAUCCGAUAGUUUGGGGCCCCAAUUGACGUAUGGCGAUUCCACAUCUGCAGCCCCCUCAUUAUCCCACCUUCAGUAGGUCAGCGCAAAGUACCAAGGGGCAUUGCAGAGACUUUGGGGGGCUUGGUGAAAGUUGCCAAAGUGUUGUAAUGUUUCUUGUCCAAAGUGAUGUGUCGACUUUUGUGACUUUUUUUGGAAUGCCUUGAAUGGACGUGCAAAUGUUCGUUUGUGCCUCUCUCUUUAAUUCUAAUCUUAGCCAAACUGGAGUCACUGAUCCCUUCAAUGAAUCUGUGCCAUCCCUAAGCAGUGACAUAUCCCUCCUAUUUGGUAAAUGGAAUUUCGUAGAAAUUUGCUGCAUGUUUUUUCCUUUGUUAUGGCUUUGUUCCUUGUAGGUCAGUGCUCUGGCACCUGGGCUUUUGAGUCGAAUCCCAAACUGUGGUUGAACCAAAGUUCCAGAUACAUUGGAAUUCACUGGCACUGGCAAGGCCAUAGUGGAAGUUCCUGGACUAGGCCACGAGCAUAGACUUCCUUGUUUGGGUUGAUGAGUGUGGGAUUCUCCCUGGAGGAAUUUGGGCUCACUGUGGUCUUGUCAAUGUUUUGUGCAUAGGGAAGUUUCCCAUCCUGUCUCCUCCUUGUUGACUUGAGGCAGAGGGCAGCGAGCAGUGGCUUCUGAGGAUAUGGAUGACCUUUUCAUUGAACAAGGUGCAGUAAAGAAACUCAGAGGGAUAUACCCCCUCACGCUCUCCAGUCCAGCUUUUCUCCAAACUGCUGUCAGUGUGCUUCCUGCAGUGGGGUCUUCACCUCUUUCUCAGGAAGGAGGGUGCUAGCUAGUCUUGGUAGCAACAGACUGUGCCAAAUGUCUUUGAACUCACAUUGUGUCAGUUUGGGGCUGUUAACAUUCAGUUGGUGUGGCACCAUACUCUAAAGUCCAGCUUUCUUGCUCCCCCGCCCUUUCUUUCCUGUCUGUCGUGGUGAAAUGACAUGGGUGUGAAUAGACUGGAUGCCUUGGCUGGGCCCAAAUAACACUGUGAUGUGUACAUAUAGCUCUUAACUAUGGGUAUCUUGUAGCCCCAGCCAUAGUCAGUUUGCGGACAGAGCUGAGAAAUAAAAAAAAAAUGCACGUAUGCAGUUCAGCAGCAUAAAAGCCACAUAUCACACUAGCCUUUGCACCAUCAUCUAUCUCACCACCCCCUCCCUACCACCCGGGAGAAUGAGAAGUUGGGAAUGAUCCGACUAACAAUAGCAGGAAUAAUUUAGCUGCCCUAUUCACGUUAUCAACAAAAAGCCUCUCUGACAUGUUGUUCAAGCUGGUGGGCAUGAAGCAAUGCUAGGUUUGCUUGGAGGGUGACAUUUUACCCAGUGCAGUUUGACAGAAUGAUACCCCAUGCCUGUGAAGCCCAUAUGAGGAGUGCCUGCUGUCAGAAUAGCUGUUUGAAUAGCCCUACCUUCUCCACACCCAACAGGAACGGUGCCAGUAAAACAAACCAGAAGAACAACCAGGUAGUUACAACAGGCCGUGACCACUUCAGUGUGUCCUGUUUAAGUUGCAAAGAAUUGAAUGUUUCUGCCAGAUACAUGGGGGAACAGACAAUAAAGAUUACAUUCUGUUCUCUCCCCCACUUCCCUUUCCAACCAGAAAUGUUGGUGGAUUUAAUGCCCCCCUGAAAUUCAAUUGACUGUUCUUGGAGCGAGUUGUUUUGUAGAAAAUGAUUUCUAUCAUUUGCGUCCCCACUGAAUCUCAAGAUUUUUGGUAAUAAUAGGGGACUGUUCUAGGCUUCUGGAAGGCUCUGGGCUCCUUUAGGUACAAAGACUUGCAGUCCAUCUAGAGAAGGAGGCUUUAGAGUUGCUCCUCUGUAACAGGGCGAAAGGUUACCUGUCGCAGACAGUAAAGUCUAAAGAACUCGUCUCACUUGGUUUCCACAUUACAUACCAGUUGCAUUGGUGCACUGCUGGAGAUGGGGCUUUCCGUUCCAUUGCCUUUAGUUCAGUCACAUCUCCUCAAAUGAAAGCUGAAAGAAAAAAAAUCACAUGAAAUCAGUCCUGUUGCCCCUCCUGGGCAGUAUAUUUUGGUACCUGGGAGAGGGGAGCAGUGGUAGGAGGUGUGAUGAAUAGCUGUGGGGUUUUGCAUCUUGGGAAGGUUCACUUUAAAGCAUUAGCUCUGGGAUCGGAUAGUGAGUUUUAUCUAAUUUCCCAGUGGCCUAAAUUGUUCCAUUAUGGUGAGACUGGAAUUAACCUUCUCUUAAAGUGUCUUUGUUUCUGCACAUUUUUAAAUCAAUCUUCUCAGGGGUGACUGAGUGGUCCGAGGGGAAGGGAGGGGGUCAGCCACAGGGGUGAGGGCACAGUUCCUCAGACCUCUGCAGCUCAGCCGUAGGCUCCUCACCCUCAGGUUUUGCCUGCAAACCCAGAGGUUUUGUACAGUUUGUCAUGUGUCAGUGCCCUUUGCUACUGUUUCUCUUUGUUUAUUAAAUGUGUUUGAAUAAUAAUUCAGAUGCUGUGAUUAAUUUUUUUCAAUAAAGAUUCUGAAAUGGGUUGGAAA